This is a messenger RNA of Amaranthus tricolor (Joseph's coat), 1459 nucleotides long. RefSeq names its product serine/threonine-protein kinase SAPK3-like. Gene Ontology annotation, molecular function: ATP binding; protein serine/threonine kinase activity. The record is from RefSeq and is a predicted model, not a curated record. Lineage: Eukaryota; Viridiplantae; Streptophyta; Magnoliopsida; Caryophyllales; Amaranthaceae. The transcript is spliced from 9 exons. Gene Ontology annotation, biological process: intracellular signal transduction; protein phosphorylation. Bases 254 to 1285 code for a protein of 343 amino acids.
AAGCAUAACUUUUGAGUGGAAUAACUAACAGAAUUUUAUUACUCCUACUUAAAACAUCUAAUCAAGUCACAGAACUACUUCUACUAGUUUUUUUUUUUUUUUUUUUUUUUUUUUACUUGACAUCUUAUAAAUUCAAAAACUUAGGGUUUUUUUUCAAAACAGAAAGAGUGCACAAAAAUAACACAAAUAUUGGGUUCUUAACAAUCCUUUUUGGGUUUUCAGAAAAUAAUUUUUUAAAGCUUUAAAUAUUAAAAUGGAAAGAUAUGAGCCAAUAAAAGAUAUUGGUUCUGGAAAUUUUGGAGUGGCAAGAUUGGUUAUUGACAAGAAGACUAAACAGCUUUUUGCAGUCAAAUACAUUGAAAGAGGUUCCAAGAUUGAUGCAAAUGUUCAAAGGGAAAUCAUAAAUCAUAGAUCUUUGAAGCAUCCAAACAUCAUCAAGUUCAGAGAGGUGUUACUGACUCCGACGCAUUUAGCCAUUGUGAUGGAGUAUGCUGCUGGAGGUGAGCUCUUCAACAAAAUAUGCAAUGCUGGUCGAUUUAGCGAAGACGAGGCCAGAUUUUUCUUCCAGCAGCUGAUUUCAGGAGUCAGCUACUGUCAUACCAUGGAAAUCUGUCACCGUGAUCUUAAACUAGAAAACACGCUACUUGAUGGCAGUCCAACUCCUCGUCUUAAGAUAUGCGACUUUGGUUACUCAAAAUCGGGAAUAUUGCAUUCACAGCCAAAAUCAACAGUGGGUACGCCUGCAUAUAUUGCACCUGAGGUUCUGGCGCGUAAGGAAUAUGAUGGCAAGAUUGCUGAUGUUUGGUCUUGUGGAGUGACGUUGUAUGUAAUGCUGGUUGGAGCAUAUCCAUUUGAAGAUCCUGAAGAUCCUAAAAAUUUUCGUAAAACCAUUGCAAGAAUAUUAGGAGUCCAAUAUUCAAUACCAGAUUAUGUGCGCGUAUCAACUGAUUGCAAAAACCUUUUAUCGCGUAUCUUUGUUUCCAAUCCCUCUAAGAGGAUAACAAUCCCAGAGAUAAAGAAGCAGCCAUGGUUUCUGAAGAAUCUUCCAAAGAGCUUAAUCGAAGGGGAGAAGAUGAACAAUGGAGAAAAAGCGAGUGAUGAUGAGCAAGUUCAAAGCGAAGAAGAUAUCAUGAAAAUCAUAGAAGAAGCAAGAAUACCAGGAAAAUCAACCAAAUCAUCAGAACAAACUACAGGAUCUCAAACACUUGAUGAUGAAACUGAUGAUUUAGAGGCUGAAUUGUUAGAUUCUGAUCUUAGUGGUGACUUUGUCUCUACUCCUAUAUGAUCAUUACACUUACCAAAUAGAAGUGUUAUACAUUAUUUUUAUGUUAUGUCGUAUCUCUUCGUUUCAGUUUGCUACGAUUGAUUCAAUUGAUUUGGUGUAAUGUCUUAUAAAAUUAUACAUGUAUAAAUAUAUCUAACUAAUACAACUAUAAACACAGCUACUUCAUUUCAUUCA